GCCGCCGCCACGCCUCCGCCGCCGCCACGCCUCCGCCGCCGCCACGCCUCCGCCGCCGCCACCGCCGGCUGCAGCGCCCGGAGGAGGUCGGGAUGUUAUCACUUCCGCCGGGGCGUCUCACUGUGUCCGGGUCAGCUGCUGCCGCCGCCGCCGUGCCGCUGCGGCCGAGGGAUUGGGCUGGGGUCUCCACCGCCGACCGAGGGGGGCGGGCUCCGCUCGGCGCUGCUUUUUGCGACCUGGCCGUCAGCCCCACGUCGCCGGCCUGGAGGGGCGAAGAGGACGAGGGGGCCAAGGCUUCCUCCGGGGACAUUGGCUCCCUGGAUUUUCAAGAGUUUGUAGUUGACAUUGAAUCCAGGCUGAGGAUGGAAGGUGUGGAACUUAAAGAAGAAUGGCAAGAUGAAGAUUUUCCGAUACCUUUACCAGAAGAUGAUAGUAUUGAAGCAGAUAUACUACCUAUAACUGGACCAGAGGACCAGCCUGGCUCACUAGAAGUUAAUGGAAAUAAAGUGAGAAAGAAACUAAUGGCUCCAGACAUUAGCCUGACGCUGGAUCCUAGUGAUGGCUCUGUAUUGUCAGAUGAUUUGGAUGAAAGUGGGGAGAUUGACUUAGAUGGCUUAGACACACCGUCAGAGAAUAGUAAUGAAUUUGAGUGGGAAGAUGAUCUUCCAAAACCCAAGACUACUGAAGUAAUUAGGAAAGGCUCAAUUACUGAAUACACAGCAGCAGAGGAAAAAGAAGAUGGACGACGCUGGCGUAUGUUCAGGAUUGGAGAACAGGACCACAGGGUUGAUAUGAAGGCAAUUGAACCCUAUAAAAAAGUUAUCAGCCAUGGGGGAUAUUAUGGGGAUGGUUUAAAUGCCAUUGUUGUGUUUGCUGUCUGUUUCAUGCCUGAAAGUACUCAACCUAACUAUAGAUACCUGAUGGACAAUCUCUUUAAAUACGUUAUUGGCACUUUGGAGCUAUUAGUAGCAGAAAACUACAUGAUAGUUUAUUUAAAUGGUGCAACGACUCGAAGAAAAAUGCCCAGUCUGGGAUGGCUCAGGAAAUGUUAUCAGCAAAUUGAUAGAAGGUUACGGAAAAAUCUAAAAUCCCUAAUCAUUGUACAUCCUUCUUGGUUUAUCAGGACACUUCUGGCUGUUACAAGACCAUUUAUUAGCUCAAAAUUCAGCCAAAAAAUUAGAUACGUCUUUAAUUUGGCAGAACUAGCAGAACUUGUCCCCAUGGAAUACGUUGGCAUACCAGAAUGCAUAAAACAAGUUGAUCAAGAACUUAAUGGAAAACAAGAUGAACCGAAAAAUGAACAGUAAGUUUGGCAUCUAGUCCAAACAAGACUGAAGAAUGUGCUGAUGGAGCAGUGCUGUUUUUGCAUUCAUAAUGCAUUUAUUGGCCCAUAUUUUUAUGUAACCUGUUACAAAAUCGACUUGACUUUUUCAUAAUGGACUUUUGUAUUAUACAAGGGACUGUUCACUGCUGUAUUGGUUUGCAAAUUUCUUGAAUUUAGCUCUUUAAUAGCUAACUGUAUUAUUAUCGUUUUAUAUUUUAUAUUGCUAAAUAGAGAACCACACUUUAUAUAAAGCAGUUUUUGCAUUUGUUUAUUGAAUGAUGCAUCUUCUUUGGUGAAAUAUUUAUAUGCAUAAAUGGCAAAGGAAAGAAAUAAUAUAUAUUUUUAUGUUAUUGAGCAAUAUUUUUUAAUGUGUACCUGUCUUAUGGAAGAAAUAUGCAGGUAUAUAAGACCACGAUUUUGUAAAGUGCAUAUUAGAAUUUUUGCUUUUGUAAAUGGUUAAAUACAUUUCCUGGGUAACUUAGAAAAUUAAGUUUCUCAUAAGGCAACAGAUGGUUAAACUGAUUCUCAUGAAUACCCAAAGAUCAUAUAUAUAAUCGAAGUGUAUUAGUACCAUCCCAAGGUUUUUUUCUCAUUUAACAUAUAUUGUUUCAUAAUUCAGCAAGUACAAAUGCAAGCGCAUUGCACACUUUUUCCUUUCUAAACUUAAAGACAAGUCAAAAAGCCAUUUUUAGAACUAGAGGAUUUAAGAGGGUAGGAAUUAGGGUUUGUAUAUAUGUAUAUAUGGGACAUUUUAUCUUCUGGCCCAAAGUCAGAACUUUAUAAAAAUCUUGAGUUUGUUCACUAAUGUGAAAUAAGCUAUGUGUCCAGGGUAUUGCUCCCCUGAGUGUGUGUGAGUGCUGAGUAGUAUUGCAGAGAAUGUGAUGAGUUAUUCGCUGUCACAACUUUUUCUAUAGAAAACAGGGGCUGCUUUUUAAACUUCUCUCACUAUGGGCACUUUACCAAAAUACUUCCAUAUCAAUUAUUUGAACUCAGUAGUUGUUUGAGCUAGUUAGAUGUGUUUAUUCAAGUUUCUAUGAAAUCAUAUUUGACAAUACUGUAAAUUAGGUUAAUUUUGUAAGUCUUAGCAUCAUUAUAUUGUGCUGUUUUGGAUAACACGUUUGUUCCAAGCAUUUAAACUGUUUCAUUUGGUAAGUACCUUUACAUCGAAAUAAAUUGUGUUUGUGCCUCCAAACAAAAA
Molecule: messenger RNA, 2522 nt
Organism: Symphalangus syndactylus (siamang)
Lineage: Eukaryota; Metazoa; Chordata; Mammalia; Primates; Hylobatidae
Gene: BNIP2
Product: BCL2 interacting protein 2
Biological process (GO): apoptotic process
Cellular component (GO): cytoplasm
Source: RefSeq, a predicted model, not a curated record